Molecule: messenger RNA, 3017 nt
Organism: Salvelinus namaycush (lake trout)
Lineage: Eukaryota; Metazoa; Chordata; Actinopteri; Salmoniformes; Salmonidae
Product: serine/arginine repetitive matrix protein 1-like
Exons: 9
Coding region: 138-2030 (630 amino acids)
Source: RefSeq, a predicted model, not a curated record
UUUGGUUUAGUUGGUCUAUCUUUGGUUUAGAAAAUCUUUGCCCUCCCUGUACCGGACAGAUUCGACGGACCAGACUGCAGAACGAAGGCGAUUGAAAGUAACGUCAUUUCAACACAAACUGAAAGAUUAUUCCGUGUAUGCCAAAGAUGGUCAGACAUCACUCCGGACCUCCUCGGUUCAAGCCCAGGUCCUACUCGGAUGGCUACAACAACAUGCCACACGAAGAGCAUUACAGCCCUCAUCUCAGGAGUCAGAGAGGAUUCCGGGGCCACCCAGGAAAGGCCCCUCCAAGCUGGAGAGAUUCCAGAGGCAGAGGACACGCUCACUUUGCCAAAAGUCCCACACUGAUAGGAGAACGGCGGGAGCGACAAUUCAAUCAGUGGAGGUCCCAAAACCAGGAUUCCUUCAACACAUGUCCCUCUCAAUCGGAGCCCCAUCAUGGCCACAGGAGGGCACCCCCAUCCAGGCCAAACUGUCCUCCCCAAGCCCAGCAUAGGUCCUCCCCACACAGUCCUGCACAAUGGCACCAGGGCCAGAGGGGAGCACCUAUCCAUGGACAACACCCAGGUCACAGAUCACCCUCACCACACCAUUACCAACCCCCUGACAGGAGGCCACCACCCUCACCAUCCCCCCACAGUUCCUUCAUGGGCACCCACAAGCACCCAGGUCCUUCCCAUGAAGAGGAUAGGAGCUGGGGUGCCCGGCCGCACCAUAGCCCCGGGAAGAGGUUGUUUGAGGGCCCAGGUCGUGGGGGGAAGCGCUGGAAUGGGCCAGGGCCCUUUCCCCACCCACACAAUAGUGAACGUGGACCUUCUGGCACCGCCCAGAAAAAUCCACGGGAGUUUCAUGGCAGAGGCCCAUAUCCAGAGAGGUGGUCUGCUGAGCGAGAUCCCAGGCAACAGCAUGGAGUGGUGGGAAGGGAGAGGGAGGGCAGCGGACGCCGCAGCGCUGAGUGGGCACAGGAAGGCAGCUCUCACCACCCUCCCCACAGAUCCCCCGCAUGGAAAGGCGUUUCAUCUUCUUUCUACCAGAACAGCCCGCAGGGAAGACCAAGUGGACAACCUCACAAGCGGAAUUUCCAGGAGUGCGGACCAGGCCUUGGUCUGGAGCAUGGUCAUCCAAAGUGCCCUCGGAUAGAGAUCCCACAAUACUUCUCUAGGGGAUUUGGCGGCCGUCCCUUGUCUCUCAUGGACAAGAGUCGCUUGAUGAAGGGGCGUAAAAUUAGAGCGGAGUCGGUGAUGCGGCUCAAAGCACCUCCACUUCGACCCAGAGGAGCAGAUAUCAAGAACCAUGAAGAGCAAUUUCCGCAUGCGUCCAGAGAAAAUGCACAAUCCAAGUUCGCUCUUCGGCAGGAGCGUUUCCAAGCAAAGGCUGAGCCGCUGAGGAAGAGAGCCAUACCUCAUCAGUCACCUGCCAAGUCUUCCAGGAAUUCUGAGUCACACAAGGAACAUGUGGACUCUCAGCGCGCCUUGAGCACACACAGCUCUUCCUCUAUAGACCGACGGUUGGCUUGUGACCUAGUCGUCGUGUCCCAGUGGCAAGCGCCUGGGACAAACUCCAGCUCAAAGGACAGCCCCCCAAGGGAUAGAAGUAGACCACCACAGAACAAAACAGAGCCCUAUUACAAUUCUGAUGAACAACUUACGCUGAAUGAACGCUUCUCUAAAAUUCAUGACUCCAGUCCUUCCCCUUCUCCAAGAGACUGGAGAUAUGCAGAAAGGCAAACGGACAAGCCACAGGAGAACCACACGCCUGAAAGACCCUUCAGGAAUCCAAGACCACCUCAGAGACCCAGCUUCUGUCCCAGCAGCCCAAAUCAUAAACCAGGUCCUCCUCCCCAGAGAAAGCCAGGCCCUGAUCUGCCUGGUCCCUUUAGGAAGCCACUCAUGGGAGGCGUUGUGCCACGUCCCUUCUCUCAGAGGCCAGUGUUCAGAAAGAGCCAGAGCAUCCUAUCAAAAUACCGCAACAUGCCGACGAUGCGUCAACGUGUACCACCCAACAGAGGGUCGAAUUACCGCCGCUGGUGAUCAAACUAGAGGGACUGACUGCACAGAUCGGGGUUACACACCCUGGCUUUGGGCUGCCUCUUUGUCUUGGAGGUGGUCCCCAGAUGGAACUGUCCCUGUGCCCAUCAGAAAAACCAGACAUAAAAUGUUGAUUUUUAUUACAUAAGAUGUGUUUUAAAUAUAGAGAAUAGGCCAUCUGUUUCUAUUCUUCCUGACUAGUUAUUAUGGACAUGGUUUUGUGAUUUCACAACUGUGUUACAGCUCUCAUAAUAUGUAAAUUAGGUAAUGGUGACUUUUCUUUUUAUAUUUUCCAGCACCACUUUUUCCCCGAUGCUUAGAUUUUUUUGUAUGUUUUUGCAGUAAAGGGACAGUGUUGAUCAAGCCUCUGUAUUUCACAUGAACCUCAAUACUAUGAAUUGAGUCACUUCAGUUAAAAAGGAAUUUUAGUCAAUGUGAAAUGAUAACUAGAUCUCCCCAGUCCCAUGGACGGUACAUCCCAAAAAGGUACUACGGAGCCUCCUUCGGCACAAGAGAAAACACCACAUAAGGCAUGUCCAGCCAAUUAUUUGAAAUAGCUUAAAACAAAUGUUCAAAUGAGCAGGACAUGCAAGGGGCAUCAGUAGUUUUUACAGGUUGAGAAUUAUAAAAACUUGACCACACACAUUUGACAGAGCAUCAUAUUCAACAGCCCCUGUGGAAUAGUCUUUACGGCCACUUUACAGCAAAAGGAGAAACAUGAAUAAGCGGUGAACAGUCUAUAGCUGGGAAAUUCUAGACUGAUUCUGAUUUAUGGAUUCAAUAGUGUAGCUGGUUUGUAUGUAAAUUGAGUCUUGCUGAAAAUGAUAUGGGGCUUGUAUGAUUUCGUUUUGUAUGAGAUAAUACUUUGGCUUGUGUGUUAUGGCUGAGUAGAUAAUUUAAUCUGCCAAAUUAGCUUCCCCCUACUCCUGUAACACUGUAGAUGAGAAAAUAGGGGUACAAUCUGAAGAAAAUAAAGAACCAUUUAAAACA